AUGCUAGCCGCGUCAAAGCAAUCCAGAAUGUCUGGAGGACACGAUGCCAACCUUGAAGAUAAACCACACAUCUUCACUUCAAUAUAUCGAGAAAGACGAGUCGUUCUUAUCUCACUUUUUAUAGCCUUCGCCCAAUUCCAAUGGGGAUAUGACUUAUCUGCUGCCUCGGGAUUUCAAAGUAUCCCGGGCUUCCUUGCCGUAUUUGGCUAUGUUGAUCCAGGUACCUCCACGGGGUACAAUUUACGAACAUCAGUCCAGACUCUGAUUCAAAGCUUCAUCCAACUCGGAGGGUUGAUCGCCUGUAUCUUCAUUUUCAAAUUCGGGACUGCGAUUAGUAACAGACAAGGAAUAUGGAUUGGAUCUGUCUUCUCCGUCGUUGCCGCGAUCUUGCAAAUCACCAGUACUAAUCUCGCAGCUCUGUACGUUGGGAGAAUAUUACUUGGUGUAUCGACCGGCUUCUACAUGACAUACUCCGCUACCUAUAUGGGCGAAAUCGCACCGACACAUGUCCGCGGUUCGAUUAUCGGUCUUGCGACUUUCCAAACAUCGUUCGGCUCGUUAAUGGGGGUGCUCGUUGACAAAUUCACCACUAAAUACCACUCUCGGACUUCGUACCAGAUCCCUCUUACGGUGAUAUUAGCCGUGUCUGUGACGCUUGCUUGCGGACUCGUCUUCCUACCCGAAAGUCCACGCCAUUAUAUCAGAAAGAACUCGGAGGAGAAAGCCAAAAUAUCGAUUCGAAUGCUGCGUGGAACACUCAACGAUGCUGAAGUCGCGGCGGAGGUAUUGGAAAUCAAAGAGACAUGGCUCAUGGAAAUGGAGAUGACCGAUUCAGUCCGACUCAUCGAUGCUUUUCGCGCCGGAAACCUGAAACGAACCAUCCUGAGUAUUUGUUGCAGCAUCGGGCAGACAGGGACUGGCGUUGUUUUCUUCACAAGCUUUUCAGUCUACUUCUAUGCGGAUGCCGGUGUAUCAAAUCAAUUCUUGUGGAUCAUCGUUAGUCAAGCAGUUGGUCUCACUGGGUGCAUGGCCGGGUUCUUCAUGAUGAGAUUCGUUGAAAGACGUACACUUCUGGUGGUUUGCUCAACUAUAAACGCCCUCAUCAUGAUUGUCAUCGCAGCUGUCUACACGAGACUCAGCAACAAUUCAUAUACGGCCGCACAAAUCCUGGUUGCAAUGGGGACCCUCUUCAACUGGGUCUAUGGUAUGGGUCAAGGCCCAGUUCUGUGGGCCUUAACGGUGGAGAUACCAGCACAGCAUCUCCGAUCGAAAACUGUCGGUCUUGCGACUGGGGGUAACUAUGUUGUUGGCUGGUUAGCGACUUACUGUACACCCUACUUCAUUAAUCCCUCGGCAAUGAACUGGGGUCCAAAAUAUUGCUAUAUUUGGGGAGCGAGCAAUUUUCUAAUAGCAGUCUGGGCUUGGUUCACCAUCCCAAAUGUGAAUGGUCAAAGCUUGGAAGAGAUCACGAAUUCGAUGACGGCGUUGAAUCCAGGAAGGGAUAAGGGAAGAAAAUCCAGGAGAGAGGAUGCUCAGCAGUUGGCCGAAUUUGAUAAUGACUGA
This is a messenger RNA of Penicillium malachiteum, 1563 nucleotides long. RefSeq lists its product as uncharacterized. The record is from RefSeq and is a predicted model, not a curated record. NCBI's taxonomy places the organism in Eukaryota, Fungi, Ascomycota, Eurotiomycetes, Eurotiales, Aspergillaceae. Gene Ontology annotation, cellular component: membrane. The transcript has 2 exons. Gene Ontology annotation, biological process: transmembrane transport; carbohydrate transport. The coding region runs from base 1 to 1563 and encodes 520 amino acids. Gene Ontology annotation, molecular function: carbohydrate:proton symporter activity.